GCCCAACACGUCUGACGUGGUCAUUGUCAAGUUUGGCCUGUCCAUCGCCCAGCUCAUCGACGUGGACGAGAAGAACCAGAUGAUGACCACCAAUGUGUGGCUGAAGCAGGAGUGGAAUGACUACAAAUUGCGAUGGAAACCAUCCGACUAUGACAACGUCACGUCCAUCAGAGUGCCCUCAGAACUCAUCUGGGUACCUGACAUUGUUCUGUACAACAAUGCGGACGGUGAGUUUGCAGUGACCCACAUGACCAAAGCUCACCUGUUCUACACGGGACAGGUGCGCUGGGUGCCGCCGGCCAUCUACAAGAGCUCCUGCAGCAUCGACGUCACCUUCUUCCCCUUCGACCAGCAGAACUGCAAGAUGAAGUUCGGCUCGUGGACCUACGACAAGGCCAAGAUCGACCUGGAGCGCAUCGAGAACACGGUGGACCUGAAGGACUACUGGGAGAGCGGCGAGUGGGCCAUCGUCAACGCCGUGGGCACGUACAACACCAAGAAGUACGACUGCUGCCACGAGAUCUACGUGGACAUCACGUACUACUUCAUCAUCCGCCGGCUGCCCCUCUUCUACACCAUCAACCUGAUCAUCCCGUGCCUGCUCAUCUCCUGCCUGACGGUGCUGGUGUUCUACCUGCCGUCGGACUGCGGCGAGAAGAUCACGCUGUGCAUCUCGGUGCUGCUGUCGCUGACCGUCUUCCUGCUGCUCAUCACCGAGAUCAUCCCGUCCACGUCGCUGGUGAUCCCGCUCAUCGGCGAGUACCUGCUCUUCACCAUGAUCUUCGUCACGCUCUCCAUCGUCAUCACGGUCUUCGUGCUCAACGUGCACCACCGCUCGCCGGGCACGCACAAGAUGCCGCGCUGGGUGCACGCCGUCUUCCUGGACCUCAUCCCGCGCUGGCUCUUCAUGCAGCGCCCGGCGCCCGACGGACGUCGUCGGCGACGCCUCCUGUUGCUGCGGCAACACCAGCGUCACCAACGCCACCAGCAUCAGCAGCACCACCACCAGCACCACCACGCCCGUGACGACGACAACAACGACGACGACGACCUCCGCCACCAUCACCACGGCAACUGGCUCCAACAGCAGCAUCAGCAUCAGCAUCAGCGUCCGCAUCCGCACCUCCAGCAGGGCCACGGGCGGCACGGACUGAGGCUGCCCGGCUUGCCGUCGGCCGUGGCGGCCGCCGCCGGCCCCUUCCUGGGCACCACGUCCACCUGGGGCGGGAGAGCGGCCGACGAGCCGCACCGCCACUGCUACUACGAGGACCUGGAGCUGGGCACGCUCUCCACCGCCUUCUCCCUCUCCUUCCGCCCGCAGUCGCCCCGACCCCCAGGCUCCACGCCACCCCCCGUGCCCAAGCUCAACAACCCCCACGCGGGCAGGAUGGACAGACAGCAGGGCCAGGGGCAGGGGCAGGUCAGGGGCAACAGCACUACCUCCACUCAGCGGCCCGUCAAAGGGGACAAGGCGGCGUUGGCGGCGGAAGCCAGCGGGGGGUUCCUGCUGUCCCCCAGCGUGCAGCGGGCACUGGAGGGGGUCCACUACAUCGCCGACCACCUGAGGGCCGAGGACGCAGACUUCAGCGUGAAAGAAGACUGGAAGUAUGUUGCCAUGGUGAUCGACAGAAUCUUCCUGUGGAUGUUUAUUAUUGUGUGCCUGCUUGGAACUAUCGGACUGUUCUUACCACCCUGGCUUGCGGGCAUGAUCUAAUGCAGGGGGCGCUAGACCAAAAACUUCAGGGAUGCACACUCUUUUCUCAAGAUGAUGGACAUCCAAAUGGCCCAAUCACAUGAAGAGGAUAUGUUUCUUAUACUGAUGGAAGUGCAUGUUUCAAACGAGGAGGACCAUAGAAUUACAAGGAUGGUCUAUGGGAAGGACCCAUAGGACAGGGGUGAUCCUCUCCAUGGCCAGUCAGUAUUUUGAGAUUUUGUGCUGAGGUUUUGGUACAGAGCCCUGAUUGCGGUAUCUUCAUCCCCUGAGCUGAACUGAAUUGAACUGAAAGUUAUUGUUAAACAAGU
This is a messenger RNA of Sardina pilchardus (European sardine), 2022 nucleotides long. RefSeq names its product cholinergic receptor, nicotinic, alpha 2b (neuronal) (gene chrna2b). NCBI's taxonomy places the organism in Eukaryota, Metazoa, Chordata, Actinopteri, Clupeiformes, Clupeidae. Gene Ontology annotation, biological process: response to nicotine; signal transduction; nervous system process. Gene Ontology annotation, cellular component: plasma membrane; synapse; neuron projection. The transcript is spliced from 5 exons. The record is from RefSeq and is a predicted model, not a curated record. Bases 80 to 1714 code for a protein of 544 amino acids. Gene Ontology annotation, molecular function: acetylcholine-gated monoatomic cation-selective channel activity; acetylcholine receptor activity.